This is a messenger RNA of Gryllus bimaculatus (two-spotted cricket), 395 nucleotides long. The record is from the annotation of a GenBank genome assembly. NCBI's taxonomy places the organism in Eukaryota, Metazoa, Arthropoda, Insecta, Orthoptera, Gryllidae.
AAGCAAAAAUCGCGGUGUACGAAAACCUUGUGAUACAAUAAACGGAAGUAAUUAUGUUUUACUCCUACGACUUACUUUGCAUCCGAAGGGGAGGUCGCUACAGUGUAAUCUGGUAUACAGCCACCCACAGGAGGUAUCCACGCAAGGAAGAUAUUAAAAAAGUGAACAUAGCGAACACAUGGGCCAUGGAUACAGAAAGGAUCCCAGGCGAUGAACGUCAACCAGAGGAGCAGCGCAAGCGCGCCUCGCGGAGGAAGUCGAAAGCGCCGCCCGAGGUGCCGCUGGAGAGGCUCCUGGAGAUGACGCUGCAGCCGCCGCCGCUGCCCGAGGCCAUGGACGAGGCGGCCAUGCGGAUGCGCUUGGAGACGACGGAGGCGGCCUACACGUCCAAGGAC